AUGUCCAUACUGAAGCGGAAAGACGUUGUAACGUUGCCCAACCUACAGCACAACAUGACUAUUGUGGUAGCUACAGUCUGCCUCCAUAACCUUGCCAGGGAGCGUAAUGAUCUGCUGCCUGGAGACGAUGGUUCAGCUGAUGAAGAUGGACAACCUCAACAUGUAGCCAAUGAAGAGGUUGACGUAGGACAUGGCUUCCUCCGCCCUCUUCAUAACACCAGUUCGUCCCUCUGUACCAGCCCUGUUAGAGUUGUCCGAAGAUCGUUUGGUGCCACGUCUGAAAUAACAAACACAGAUAAAGUCUGUGGGUCUUGUAGUGUUGGAUACUAUGGAGCAGACUGUUCCCCAUGUCAGCAUCGCUGUAAAGAAGGAGACUGCGAUAAGGCUGAAGACACUGAAUGUCCGCAGGGCUGUCUGGAGGGAAAACGAGGGAUACGUUGUACAGAAAACUGUAACUCAGCAUGUUUGGAUUCAUGUGACUGUUGGAAUGGAGACUGUCAUGAAUGUGAAAAAGGAAAAUACGGACCACAGUGUAACAAAAUAUGUGAUCAUUGUGAUGACCAAGGCUGUGAUAAUGAAGGAUAUUGUAUUGAAGAUUGUGUACCUGGAUGGUCAGGUGAUAUGUGUAACAUUAAGGUAUUGGACUGUGAUAAAUGUUUAAAUAAGAAUUGUAACAGCUCGGGAUUCUGUCUUGAUGGAUGUAUGGAUAGGUUUUGGGGAAGUGACUGUAAAAGAGACUGUAAAUCUGGUUGUAAUGGAACAAUAUGUGACCAAAGAACAGGAUAUUGUUUUUUGGGAUGUGUAGAUCAACAUUAUGGACCAGACUGUUCUCAACAUUGUAGUAAACAUUGUAAACGUAACCCCAAGACAAACAAAAAAGACUGCAAUCAGUCAUCUGGUGACUGUUUAUGGUCAUGUCAAAGAGGUUGGUACCUCAAGAACUGCACGAUGCCAUGCAAUACAAAUUGUGUUAAUAAUCUUUGUAAAUUGGAAGAUGGUAAAUGUAAGAAAGGCUGUAAACUGGGUUGGUUUGGUAGUCAUUGUGGUCGUCAUUGUGGCAACUGCUCAAAUGAUGCAUGUGAUCGGGAUACUGGUGCUUGUUCUAAUGGCUGCAAACCUGGCUAUUACGGAGAAAAAUGCACAGUAAAUUGUCCUGAUCAUUGUAAUAGCAACACAUGCGAUCAAGGAUCAGGGGCUUGUCAUAAUGGAUGCAAACCUGGCUAUUAUGGAGGAAAAUGCACGGUAAAUUGUCCUGAUCAUUGUAAUGACAACACAUGUGAUCAAGAUUCAGGGGCUUGUCCUAAUGGAUGCAAAACUGGCUAUUAUGAAGAAAAGUGUGAAAAAAACUGCAGCACCAGUUGCAAGAAUGGCAAUUGUGAAUCCUCAUUUGGAAAGUGUAACGGAUGCGAAUCAGGAUUUCAUGGACAUUUUUGUAAUCUAAAUUGCAGUGCUAAUUGUAGAGAGGUGAACUGUAUACAAGAAAAUGGCGCAUGUGUUAAUGGUUGCAAAGAUGGAUAUUUUGGAAGUAACUGUAAUCAUCCAUGCAGCAGUAAUUGUAAGGACUCAAUCUGCAGCUCUGAUUCUGGACAAUGUUUUAAAGGGUGUGUGUCUGGAUGGUAUGGUAGUCUGUGCAACCAAUCAUGUUUCACGUGUAAAGAUUUCAGAUGUCACCAACUUAAUGGGACAUGCCCGGACGGAUGCCAGCCAGGUUCAUUCGGCUUGAAAUGUGACCUGAAAUGCAGUGGAAACUGUAAGCCUCGGGAAGACGAAACUCAUUACGUCUACUGUGAACAGAAAAGCGGAAAGUGCAUGAAUGGAUGUGUGCCAAGAAAAUAUGGUGAAACCUGCAGCAAGUCCUGCAGUAAGACGUGUGUUGGUGGUACAUGCUACCGUUCAUCGGGGGGCUGUACCAAUGGAUGUGAUACUGGUUGGAAAGGAGACUUCUGUGAUGAAGUUACCACUGCGAAGAACUGUACAGACAAAGUACCAUGGUGUCAAGAUUAUUUAAACCUUUGUAAUGACUAUCCUGUACAUAACGCAAUGUGAAAAUUGUGUAAGAAAAGCUGCGAUGUGUGUAAAGAUGGUAUGAAACUUGCAUUCCUUUUAAGUUUUAUGUAUACUUGAAGGAUAGAACCCUUAGUGUUUUCUCUGAUGUACAAAUGGACUCGUAUUAAUAUCGAAUAUAAUGAAUAUCAGGCUGUCUGCCAGAAAAUAAUUGGAGGGUACGAAAUAAAAACAUAAUG
This is a messenger RNA of Gigantopelta aegis, 2243 nucleotides long. Its product is annotated as multiple epidermal growth factor-like domains protein 6. Lineage: Eukaryota; Metazoa; Mollusca; Gastropoda; Neomphalida; Peltospiridae. Bases 1 to 2046 code for a protein of 681 amino acids. Gene Ontology annotation, molecular function: scavenger receptor activity. The transcript has 5 exons. The record is from RefSeq and is a predicted model, not a curated record.